Molecule: messenger RNA, 434 nt
Organism: Neopsephotus bourkii (Bourke's parrot)
Lineage: Eukaryota; Metazoa; Chordata; Aves; Psittaciformes; Psittacidae
Gene: SYCN
Product: syncollin
Exons: 1
Coding region: 20-415 (131 amino acids)
Biological process (GO): exocytosis
Cellular component (GO): secretory granule membrane
Source: RefSeq, a predicted model, not a curated record
GUGCCGGCUCUCGGUGGCGAUGGCGGCGCUCUUGCUGACGGUGCUGGUGGCGCUGGUGACCGUGGCUGCGGGGCAGUGCCCCGGUGCCUCCGACCUGCAGGCAGCCGAUGGGACCCGCGUCUGCGCCCUGCUCUACACCGAAGACAGCGUCUACUACGAGAACUGCUGCCGCGGCAAAGCCCUGGUGGUGGACCCCGGCUCCGACGUGCCCUACAUGCCCGUGGGCUACUCGGGGCGCAUCUCCUCGCUGGUGGUGGGCACCCGCUGCCAGCUGACCGUGUGGUCCCGCAGCGGCAAGAAGGGCAACAGCAUGGUGUUCAAGGCCGGGACGGUGCCGCGGCUGCGGGAGGUGAAACAGGGAAGCUUCGGCAACUGGGAUAACGCCAUCAAGUCCUACUACUGCACGUGCAACUGAGGAGCGGGCACGGGGCCAG